UCACCCGCCAGUGCAACCAUCAUAUUAUUUCUCCCUCCACCUUGUUUUAACCUGCUGAAAUCAUCUUGUCAUUUACCCGCUGUAUUCUUUCGCUAUUAACGUGUCACAUUAAACCAUUCGUUCAAUUCUGCAUUUAUUCAUUGCAUUUCAAUCUUGUCAAGACCAUUUAGGAUGUCUCAGCAUAUCAACAAUAGUGAUGAGGAUAUACUGAGUCCAUUUCAAGAUCCAAACUCGUCAUUUCAUUCAAAUGAUGAAACUCCAUUCAAUAACACUCCCCAAUCCAGAGAUUUUUCAAAUGAUUCAUUCAAAUCAGCAAGACUGCCACCACCAACGUCCCAACCUCCGGUGUUACCAACUUUCAAUAAUAGUCAGAGAAAUUCAAAGGCUUCUGAUAAUGAAUCAAUAAUCAGUGCAUUACCAACUCCAAAUUUGAAAACAGUUUCAUCACCACAACAAAGUAUAAAUAGAAGACCCUCGCUCCGGUUUAACCUACCUAACAGUCCUCAAUCAACCAUUUCAAACGUGCCCUCGCCCACUACUCUUCAUUAUAGUCAUACUCAGAAUCAUAAUCAAAACAAUACCACCGUUCCACCAACAAAGUUCAUUCCAACUAACUCAAAAUCUUCUCCAUUUAUGGAUUCAAAUGUAAUCAUGGAAAAUGAAAUUUACGGGUUGAAAAGACCAAAUAGCCCAUUCAUUCACGAUGCAAACGCGUCAACCAAUUAUGAAGAAGAAGAAGAAGAAGAUGAAUAUUAUGAUAACGACCCUAAUGAUGUUAAUAGAAAAGAAACUGUAAUGAAAAGAAAUAGAUGGGGGACCACUAGAAAUAAAAGCGGGAGACCUCAACGAGAAAAUUUAAGUCGAUCCAAAACUUUAACUAAAAUUUUACAUCCAAAAAAUUCUAAUAGAUCAAGAUCAAAUACUAUUCGUAGUAGAAAUGAUUCAAUUAAAAAACCAAAUACUUUAAGUCAGGACGAUUAUCAUCCUUCUAACUUAAGUACUGAAACUUUAACUAACUCUUCAAAUAAUGAUGUUAAUGAUCCAGAAAAAGAUCCUUCAGAUAAAAAAGAUGAAAAACGUUCAGUUGUUUUCAAUAAAUUAUUACCAGAUGAAUAUUUAGAUCCUGAAACCGGUAAGCCAAUCACUUGGUAUCCAAGAAAUAAAAUUAGAACUACCAAAUAUACUCCUUUAUCAUUCAUACCCAAAAAUUUUUCAAACCAAUUUUUACAUAAUAUUGCUAAUAUUUAUUUCUUAACUUUAAUCAUUUUAGGUGCUUUCCAAAUCUUUGGUGUUCCUUCUCCCGUAUUGGCAGCAGUCCCUUUGAUUGUUAUCGUUAUUAUCACUUCCAUUAAAGAUGCCAUUGAAGAUUCAAGGCGUACCAUUACUGAUUUGGAAGUUAAUAAUCAAACUACUCAUAUCUUGACCCAAAUCAAAAAUGAUCCCGAUUAUUUUUAUCAAAAUUUAAACGUUAAUGAUGAAAAAAUCGGUUGGUGGAGAUUAUUUAAAAAAUCAUGCUCUAAACUUUUAUUCAAAUUUAUUCAUUGGUGUAAAAAUAAUUUUUCAAAAGAAGCAAAAGCAAAUAAUAUUAGAUUGAAAAAUCAAAAAUUAAAUGGUGAUAAUCCUGAUUAUAGAAAAAGUUUAGAUAGUACUUUUUUCGAAGUUUCUUCUCCUCGCGAUUCAACUAGUGAUGAUCCUUUCAGUUCAAAUAAUGAAAACUUGGAAAGAAAACGUCAAUCUUUUAUUCAACGUCGCUCAAUGCAAGUUAAUCGUGAUAAAACUUUGGAAUUCACCAAAAAAUAUUGGAAAGAUGUAAAAGUUGGUGAUAUGUUAAGAAUUUAUAAUAAUGAUGAAAUUCCUGCUGAUGUUAUUAUUUUAGCCACGAGUGAUGAAGAUAAUUGUUGUUAUGUUGAAACUAAAAAUUUAGAUGGUGAAACUAAUUUAAAAGUUAGACAAGCUUUAAAAUAUGGUUCUACUUCUGAUAAUAAAAUUAAAAAAGCUGAUGAUUUAAUUAACCAUCGUUUUCAAAUUGAAAGUGAAGGCCCUCACGCUAAUUUAUAUUCUUAUCAAGGUUCUUUAAAAUAUGGUGACGAUGAUAAUGAAAAUAAAGAAUCAAUCACUAUUAAUAAUUUAUUAUUACGUGGUUGUUCUUUACGUAAUACUAAAUGGGUUGUUGGGAUUGUUGUUUUCACUGGUGAUGAUACUAAAAUCAUGUUAAACGCAGGUAUAACACCAACAAAACAAUCUAGAAUUUCAAGAGAAUUGAACUAUUAUGUUUUAAUGAAUUUCGUUUUAUUAUUCGUAAUCUGUUUCGUGUCUGGUUUAGUAAAUGGUAUUUAUUAUCGUCAAUCGGGUACUUCAAGAGAUUAUUUUGAAUUUGGUACUAUCGGUGGAUCUCCUUUUAAGAAUGGAUUGAUUAGUUUCUUCGUGGCUGUUAUUUUAUAUCAGUCUUUGGUUCCUAUCUCUCUUUACAUUACUAUUGAAAUUAUUAAAACUGCCCAAGCUUUUUUCAUAUAUUCUGAUCGUGCUAUGUAUUUUGAAAGAUUGGAUUAUCCUUGUACUCCAAAAUCUUGGUCAAUUUCAGAUGAUUUAGGUCAAAUUGAAUAUAUUUUCAGUGAUAAGACUGGUACUUUAACUCAAAAUUUAAUGGAAUUCAAAAAAUGUACUAUCAAUGGUGUUAGUUAUGGUCGUGCUUAUACUGAAGCUUUAGCUGGUUUACGUAAACGUCAAGGUGUUGAUGUUGAAUCUGAGGGAAAUAUUGAACGAGAACUUAUAAAUCAAGAUCGUAUCAAAAUGAUUGAUGACUUACGUAAACUCAAUCAAUCAAGCUCCGAUUAUGAUGAUGAAUUAACCUUCAUUUCUACCAACUUUGUUGAUGAUUUAAAUGGUCAAAAUGGUCCUAUUCAAAAACAAUCCAAUGAACACUUUAUGUUGGCCUUAGCUUUAUGUCAUUCAGUCUUAGUUGAAGAUGACCCAAAACGACCAGGUAAAAAAUUACUUAAGGCCCAAUCUCCGGAUGAAGCUGCUUUAGUUGGUACCGCAAGAAGUUUGGGAUAUGCAUUCCAGGGUAAUACAAAGAAAGGUUUUUUAAUUGAUGUAAAUGGUAUUCGUAAGGAAUAUCAAGUUUUGAAUACUUUAGAAUUUAAUUCAACCAGAAAAAGAAUGAGUACCAUUAUUAAAAUCAGUGAAGAAAAUCAACCUCCAAAAGCAUUACUUAUUUGUAAAGGUGCUGAUUCUAUUAUCUAUGGUAGAUUGUCCAAAAAAUAUAAUCAUUCAAAUAUGUUAGAGAGUACUUCAAAGCAUUUAGAACAAUAUGCCACAGAAGGGUUAAGAACUUUAUGUAUUGCUCAACGUGAAUUAAGUUGGAAUCAGUAUUCCGAAUGGAAUAAACGUCAUAUGGAAGCUUCAACAUCAUUAGAUGAUCGUGAAGCUAAGAUGGAGGCAGUUGCCGAUUCAAUUGAACGUGAAUUAAUUUUAUUAGGUGGUACUGCCAUUGAAGAUCGUUUACAAGAUGGUGUACCUGAUUCGAUUUCAUUAUUAGGAGAUGCUGGUAUUAAAUUAUGGGUAUUAACUGGUGAUAAAGUUGAAACUGCUAUUAACAUUGGAUUUUCAUGUAAUUUAUUAGGUAAUGAUAUGGAAUUAUUAUUAUUGAAAAAUACUUUACAAGAAGAAGAUAUUAAAGCUUUGAGUUUACCACCCACAAUCAAUGAAGAUUUUAAUAAUGAUCAAGAUUUGAUAAAUUAUUUGAUUGAUAAUUAUUUAAGUCGUUAUUUUGGUAAAACCGGAUCCAUUGAAGAAUUAGAAGAAGCAACUAAGGAUCAUUCACCUCCAGAUGAAGGAUUUGGAGUUGUUGUUGAUGGAGAUGCCUUAAAAUUAGCCUUGAGUAAUGAAGAAACCAAGAGAAAAUUUUUAUUACUUUGCAAACAAUGUAAAGCAGUUUUAUGUUGUCGUGUAUCACCAGCACAAAAGGCAGCAGUUGUUAAAUUAGUUAAAGAUACUUUAGACGUUAUGACACUAGCAAUUGGAGAUGGAUCUAAUGACGUUGCUAUGAUUCAAGCAGCAGAUGUUGGUGUUGGUAUUGCUGGUGAAGAAGGUAGACAAGCGGUUAUGUCAUCCGAUUAUGCAGUUGGACAAUUUAGAUUUUUAGCUAAAUUAUUAUUAGUUCAUGGAAGAUGGUCAUAUAAAAGGUUUAGUGAGAUGAUCCCCAGUUUUUUUUAUAAAAAUGUUAUUUUCACCAUUGCAUUAUUUUGGUAUGGACUUUAUAAUAAUUUUGAUGGAUCUUAUUUAUUUGAAUUUACUUAUCUUAUGUUUUAUAAUUUAGCAUUUACAUCAUUACCAGUGAUAUUUUUAGGGAUAUUUGAUCAAGAUGUUAGUGCUAAAGUAUCAUUAUUAAUCCCUCAAUUAUAUCGUACUGGGAUUAUACGAAGUGAGUUUACUGAAAGUAAAUUUUGGUGGUAUAUGGGAGAUGCAAUUUAUCAGUCGAUCAUAUCAUUUUUUUUCCCAUAUUUAAUGUAUUAUGAAGGAUUUCAAUCAAUGGAUGGAUUGCCAGUUGAUCAUAGGUUUUGGAUUGGUAUUGUUGUUACCUGCAUCUCAUGUAUUGCAUGUAAUUUCUAUAUAUUAUCACAUCAAUUCAGGUGGGAUUGGUUAUCGAGUUUAAUUGUUGCAUUAAGUAUAUUGGUUAUUUAUGGAUGGACCGGUAUAUGGACGUCAUCAAUGGCAUCGGCCGAGUUUUAUAAAGCCGCAGCACAAAUAUUUGGACAGACAUCCUUCUGGGCAUGUUCAUUUAUCGGGAUUCUAGUUUGUUUGAUCCCCAGAUUUUUUUAUGAUUUUGUUCAAAGAAUAUAUUGGCCAAAAGAUGUUGAUAUUAUCAGAGAAUGUCAAGCCAGAGGCGACUUUGACGCUUAUCCCGAAGACUAUGAUCCAACCGACCCCAAAAGACCUAAGAUCAGCCAGUAUAGUAGCGAACACGUUAAAAGGAAAAGCAUGACUCAACAAACCCAAUCGUCACCAAUCACCGGAACAACCAUCAAUCCCUCCCCCACCACCAAUUACUAUAAGCACAUGGAAACAAGUAGCUCCACCGGUGCCAGUGGAAGCACUGAUUUAGAACAACAGGCUGGCUAUUACAACACCAAAGAAGAACAAAGAAAAUCAAUGAUCAAAAGCUUAGAUCCCCGUAAAACCAAAAGACAGUCCCAGCAAAACCCUCCCAAGAGGAGAUCAGUGUUAGAUCUUUUCAAAAGAAAAUCCCAAGGAGUCUCCUAUUACGACAACAACUCAAUCAUUGAAACCUACAAUUUCCUGAAUGGCACCACCGAAGACUUACCCAACUCCAUUAGAACCGAAGAAAUCGCCAUGGAAGAUUUUAAUAACAAUCAGCAAAAGUUCUCCAGAAUAUCCAAUGACACCAGAAGAAUCUCCGCCAACUACCAGCCAAACCGCUAGCCCUUAUGACUUUAUUUCGUUUUGCUCCCCCUUGUUUCGGUUUUGUAUAUUUUAAUAGAUCGUAUAUAUGUUAUGUACAUUUAGAUGUAAAUAAAAAAGUUAUGUUAAG
This is a messenger RNA of Hyphopichia burtonii NRRL Y-1933, 5551 nucleotides long. Its product is annotated as aminophospholipid-translocating P4-type ATPase. Gene Ontology annotation, cellular component: plasma membrane. Gene Ontology annotation, biological process: phospholipid translocation. The transcript has a single exon. The record is from RefSeq and is a predicted model, not a curated record. NCBI's taxonomy places the organism in Eukaryota, Fungi, Ascomycota, Pichiomycetes, Serinales, Debaryomycetaceae. Gene Ontology annotation, molecular function: ATP hydrolysis activity; ATPase-coupled intramembrane lipid carrier activity; magnesium ion binding. Bases 172 to 5442 code for a protein of 1756 amino acids.